Morone saxatilis (striped sea-bass) is the source of this 2229-nucleotide messenger RNA. It is a transcript of the gene nsg2, whose product is annotated as neuronal vesicle trafficking associated 2. Bases 319 to 867 code for a protein of 182 amino acids. Gene Ontology annotation, biological process: endosomal transport; G protein-coupled dopamine receptor signaling pathway; clathrin coat assembly. Gene Ontology annotation, cellular component: membrane; endosome. The transcript is spliced from 5 exons. The record is from RefSeq and is a predicted model, not a curated record. NCBI's taxonomy places the organism in Eukaryota, Metazoa, Chordata, Actinopteri, Moronidae. Gene Ontology annotation, molecular function: clathrin light chain binding.
GUGGCAGCUCCAGCGGCUGGGUGUAGCAGCGCGGUGAGGAAGAGGCUGUGUUUGGAUUAGGGGGUUGGGCUGCAGCCUGCUGCUAGGAAAACCUGCCGCCACACAUCCAGUUUGUCUCCGGCGGUGCAGCGUUCCUUUCCCGCAGCAUCAGCAGCAGCGACACCGCAGCGCAGCCUCCAGCCUUACCUGCUCCUUAUCCGCGCUCCCCCUCCGCCUGCUGCCACAGACACUGCCGCAGCACAGAGCACCCGGACGGACAAGGACGACCAGCUGAGCAGUCUUCAGGGAAAUAAAGGAAUAUAUAAGGGCGGUUGAAAGAUGGUGAAACUGGGGAGUAAUCUUCAAGACAAAGGGGCCAAACCUGUGAGCGUGGAGGACGGCUUUCAAAAUGUUCCCCUCAUCACUCCACUGGAUGUUGGCAGCCUCCAGAGCCAAGCACCUGACAAGGUGGUGGUGAAAACUCGCACAGAGUAUCAGACAGAGAAGAAGAGGCUGAAGGUUCCCAAGGUGGAGGAGUUCACCAUCAGUUUUACUGAUGGGGUGUCUGAGAGACUUAAGGUGACGAUUCUGAUCAUCCUGGCCCUGGCCUUCCUCGCCUGCAUCGUGUUCCUGGUGGUUUAUAAAGCCUUCACCUAUGACCACGCCUGCCCAGAUGGAUUCAUUUAUAAGCACAAGCGGUGUAUCCCAGCCUCUCUGGAGGCCUACUACGCUGCCCAGGACGCCAACUCGAGGGGCCGUUUCUACACAGUGAUCAGCCACUACAGCAUGGCGAAGCAGACCACCUCGCACUCUGUCUCCCCCUGGCUGCCUGGAGGGGCAGGGGGGCAGCAGCACGAUGCUAAACCCCCGAGCAGCGAGGGCCACUGAGUUGGCUGUUAAAGGGUGUUGUAAACACAUACAGACACAUGCAGACAUGAAGAAAUACAAACACAGGCAGAUGUAGAUGCAGACACACAUAAACAUGUAGGUGAAUAUUUAGAAAUAUAGACAAAAGAGAUGCACAUAAACACAACAGCUACAUAUAUAUUGCCAAUAUAGAGUGAAAACAUGCAUGCAGACAUAAAACCACACAAGCACAUACUAGGUCAUAUUCUGAUUUACCUUGACUGCCCAUUUAUGUGCUCACUCUCAAAUCAAGGGGCAUUUCCCAUUGAACCUUUGCUCUCUUGGGAUUAUCAUUGUCUGCUGAUACACACUCACAUACACAAAUACAUACACACUGUCUGCUCUCUCAUUACCAUGUUUACUCCCUUCCUCUAAUUUAUUAUUUGACUGUCAUGAUAUAUUUUUUACUGUAAUGUAUGGAUGAUUUGUAUGUGAUUAUCAGGCAACUCUUUGUACAAAGGCACAAGCCAGUGCUGAAUUUCAAGCUUCCUGUCUGUGAGAUUAUCUGGAGUUUGAAGUCUUAAUUUUUUUUUUCAAGUGUGUAUACUGUAGUAAAUGUAUAUUCAUUCACCCUUUGCUUUCUCGCCUUUCUUGUCCAAACUGCGUAACCUCAGGCAUGUCCAUCAAACAUCACACGCCCACACAAUCACAGAUCACUUCAUAUUCCAAUCCAUAAAAUGUCAGUAUGGUCUCGUAUUGCUGUAACACAUUUUUAAACAUAAAAUAUCAGCUGUACUGUCUGAGGAAGGGUUGACGCCAGUGUGCACAUCUACAAACAUCCUGAGUUGAUUGAAUGAAUUUUUCCAUCAUGGCUGUUUGAUAGCUCAUAUACAGUGACAUUUCAAUGUGCUGUGCUAUACAUUUUAAAUCCUGAAACCCCCCAGUGACCCAAGCUGUACAUACAACUGUGCGUUCAUGCUAGUUUUUUGUGUGUGUAUGCAUUGUAGUAGCUUUUUUAGGAGGUCCCCCCCCCCGUAUUUCUUUUCUUUUUUUACAGACUUACAAUUUCAUGCGAGUUACUUACAUAUUGCUUUAGUGGCCAGUCUUGUAGCCCCAUUAAAAACAAUCUUGCAGAUGGGAAAGGAAAUACUGUGCAUAUCACCGUCUUUUGCCAAAACCCUUUAUUUUCUGCUGUGUUUUGUUAUUUGAUGGGCUUCAACUGCAGCCAAGUUUUGUUCCUCUACUGUUAAUUAUCAUUUUGUAAUGUUGGAUCUGUUGUCAAAAGAGCGCUUUUAUGAAAUAUUGUGAUGUUGUUAGUUGAUAUGUAGCGAUACUUGAUGUAAUUUAUCAGUGUGCAUCCUUGUCCCUCCUCUCUUGGUUUGAAUUCAAAAUAAAACAAGCUGU